Molecule: messenger RNA, 1832 nt
Organism: Caretta caretta (loggerhead turtle)
Lineage: Eukaryota; Metazoa; Chordata; Testudines; Cheloniidae
Source: RefSeq, a predicted model, not a curated record
UCCCCGCCCCCGGCGAUGACUCUGGAGCCGAGUGACGCCGGCUCCGCCCCUCCCCCCGGGACACCCCUCCCCCCCGCCCCAGGGCCGGGCCGGGGCCGGAGCUGGGCAUCGGCUUGGCCUCAGCCUUCCCUCUGGGCCCGAGCCUGCCCCCCCUACCCCGCAUUGUCCCUCCUCUGCCCCCGCGCAGGGCCUCCCCGCUGGGGGCCAGGGCAGCGCUGGACAGCUCCUAAGAAAACCCAGUUUGGCUCUUUGAAGGACGAGGACCGGAUCUUCACGAAUCUCUACGGACGCCAUGACUGGAGGCUGAAGGGGGCUCUGAGCCGGGGUGACUGGUACAAAACGAAGGAGAUCCUACUGAAGGGGAUCGACUGGAUCUUGAAUGAGAUCAAGACCUCGGGCCUGCGAGGUCGGGGCGGGGCUGGCUUCCCCACAGGCCUCAAAUGGAGCUUCAUGAACAAGCCUUCAGAUGGCAGGCCCAAGUACCUGGUGGUGAAUGCAGAUGAAGGGGAGCCAGGCACCUGUAAGGACCGCGAGAUCAUGCGCCAUGACCCACACAAGCUGGUGGAGGGCUGCCUGGUGGCAGGGCGCUCCAUGGGGGCCCGGGCUGCCUACAUCUACAUCCGUGGGGAGUUCUACAAUGAAGCCUCCAACCUGCAGGUGGCGAUCCGUGAGGCCUAUGAGGCCGGCCUGCUGGGCAAAGAUGCCUGCAACUCAGGCUACGACUUCGAUGUGUUUGUGGUGAGAGGCGCUGGGGCCUACAUCUGUGGGGAGGAGACAGCGCUGAUUGAAUCCAUUGAGGGCAAGCAGGGCAAGCCACGCCUCAAACCACCCUUCCCGGCUGACGUUGGUGUGUUCGGCUGCCCCACUACCGUGGCCAAUGUGGAGACGGUGGCUGUGGCGCCCACCAUCUGCCGGCGUGGGGGGGCCUGGUUUGCCAGCUUCGGGCGCGAGCGCAACUCGGGCACCAAGCUCUUCAACAUCUCUGGGCACGUGAACACGCCCUGCACCGUGGAGGAGGAGAUGUCGGUGCCGCUCAAGGAGCUGAUCGAGAAGCAUGCAGGAGGUGUGCGUGGUGGCUGGGACAACCUCUUGGCGGUGAUCCCAGGAGGCUCCUCCACCCCCCUCAUCCCCAAGUCAGUGUGUGAGACGGUGCCCAUGGACUUCGACGGGCUGGUGCAGGCGCAGACUGGGCUUGGCACAGCUGCCGUCAUCGUCAUGGACAAAUCGACAGACAUUGUCCGAGCCAUCGCCCGCCUCAUUGAGUUCUACAAGCACGAAAGCUGUGGGCAGUGCACCCCCUGCAGGGAGGGUGUGGAUUGGAUGAACAAGGUGAUGUGGCGGUUCGUGCAAGGCAAUGCGCAGGCAGCUGAGAUCGACGCGCUCUGGGAGAUCAGCAAGCAGAUUGAGGGCCAUACCAUAUGCGCCCUGGGCGAUGGGGCCGCCUGGCCUGUGCAGGGGCUGAUCCGUCACUUUCGCCCAGAGCUGGAGCAGCGGAUGCGGCGUCAUGAGGAGACCCAGGCUCGGCAAGCGUCCGCGUGAGGGCUGGGUGCCCGGUGAUGGAGGGGGCUGGAUCCCGCCUCUCUGUGCGUGGUCAGCGCCCCUCCCCCAUGACAGCAGGUGGGAGGGGCUGAGCACUUGAUCCGCAUGGGGGCAGCCCUCGGUGCCUCUGGGUGUUGAUAGGUUUCUCUGGCAUGUGCGGGGCGGGUGACUUACCUGUGUGUAUAUUGGGGUUCCUCUUGCAUGAGGGGGAGACCCCCUGGCUGUGCUGUCUCCUCACCUGCCCACUGGGUGAGCUCCUCAAUAAAUGUGCUGUGGUGGCAGCUUGUAUCUCC